AUGGCGACGUCCUCGCGGCCUGGGACCUCCGGACCUCCGAGUCCACACGGCGGGACCUCAGGCUCGGCGGCGGCAGCAGCUCACGAGGCGACGCCGGCCAAACCCACGAGGAGCGGAAGAAGCCGGGCGCACCUGACCGGAAGGGGGAGGGACGAGCGUUCGUCCCUAAAACGUCCCCGGAAACAAGACCUCACCUUUGUGGGCCGCGGCGGACUCUCACGCCCCAGCGGCGCAGACAGGCUCCCCGCGUGCUCGCCGGGCGCCGUGGGCGGGGUGGCGGAGCUCGGGGCCAAGGGUGAACGAGGCGGCGCCGGGCGUGAGGCCGCGACCUGGGCCCGGCCCCGCGGGAUCUCGGGCGGCUGCCCGGCGCGCAGCUCCCGGGCCGCACAGCCCCUUCGGACGUGGCGGCCCCGGGCUCCGGCCUCGCGCACGCCGCCCCCUGCCGGUGGCGCCCAGGGCCGCCGCGUUCCCCGGGCGCAGGCCUGUCCUCCGCGCCUCCGGGCCGCCGGAGCGAAGUUCCCCCGAGGCUGUUUCCCCGUGAAAGCCCCCUCUGCCCACUCGAGGCUCCUUCCCACCCGGUUUUUCUGUGUUCUCACGAUGUGUGUGUCUUCGUUCCAUCUGUACUUGGGAGGAUUCCGUGGACAGUAUAUUCGUUCAGCAGACACUCAGUUAUCUCCUACUGUGUGCCAGGCCUUGGGAAUACGCCGACGAUAUUCCUGCCCUAGCUCAGCUCAUAUUCCAAGGCGACGUGUGAAAAAAAACACCUAAUUAAUAUUGUUUCCAGUACCAUACUGUUCUGAAAAACAUAAAGCUGGCAGGGUAGGCAGGAAAGCUGUUUCACACGUGCUGGUCUCUGAAUCCGCUUUUGAAAGUAAGAGUUGAGCAGAGACCUACAUUAAAGGCAAAAAACUGAAGGAAAGGCAGGCUGGUGUGAUCAGACAUCACCUGGAAGAUGGUGAAUGAUCCGGAAUCUGAUGAGUUACAGACAUGGAGGCUGACCAGAUGUGGAAGAUGGGGGACUCUGGCUAAACCGACUUUCCUGCUAAAAUUGAACAAUCAGAUACGAACAGGAAAUCCGAAAUUCCAGGCCUAGUUGAAAAAAGAUUUCAGAGGAGCCUGAGUAGAGUCUGGUCAAGGAGAGAAUCUUGUCACCUGAAUGAAAGGAGAAAACCAGGCAUGACAAGGAGCUACAGGUAGGGUGAAGUGGGGUAUAUGUGUGCAGGUACAUGAAUUUAAUCAACGAAUAUAGCCACUGAAAACUAGAUUAAAUUGUAAACAAGAAUGGGUGACCACAAGAUCCCUGAACCUAGGGGCAAGGCUUUUAAGUGUGUGAAAGCGCAUUCCGCGUCAAUCUACACAAUGAAGGGCACCCUUGUAGCAUCUACUCUGGAGGCACUACUCUACUGAGAACUCCGGUUAAUCCAUAACCUUUGCACCCUACUUCUAUACGAUAACCGUUUCCUGUGACGCCAACUUACACCCACUCUACCCAGGUUCCGAAAUCCGGCCCAGUGCAAGUCAUCAUCCUGAGUUCUGUGUUAG
Balaenoptera musculus (blue whale) is the source of this 1542-nucleotide messenger RNA. RefSeq names its product translation initiation factor IF-2-like. Lineage: Eukaryota; Metazoa; Chordata; Mammalia; Artiodactyla; Balaenopteridae. The record is from RefSeq and is a predicted model, not a curated record. The coding region runs from base 1 to 768 and encodes 255 amino acids. The transcript is spliced from 2 exons.